AUGACUACCGACUAUCUUAUCCUCGGAGGCGGGCUCGCUGGCUGCGUCGUCGCGACUCGCCUGAAAGAGUACAACCCAACUGCGACCGUGACGUUGAUCGAGGCAGGCCCCAAUGCCCACGGCCAUGAAUGGAUGAUCGAGCCCAUGGGCACCUUUAAACUCCAUCUCAGUGACUUUGAAUACAAUUACUUGACCGUGCCACAAAAGCAGUACAAUGGCCGUCGCGUCUUUAUUACCGGCGGAAAGCAACUGUCCGGGUCUAGCUCGGUCAACUAUGCUAUGUGGACACGCGGGGGCAGGGAUGAUUAUGAUUUGUGGUCCAAGAUCGUGCAAGAUGACAAAUGGAGCUACGAGGGCUUGUUGCCGUACUUUCGCCGAACAGAGACUCAUCAUAUUGAAAGCGUCGAUCCACGCCAGCAUGGUUCGGACGGUCCAAUCCACACCACUGCCUCGGCUCGAAAAUACCCACUGAAGGAUCUUAUAUGGGAUGCUUUCUUGUCCACCGGACUUGGCGCUACAAAGGAUGCAAACGGUGGUAAUCCGCUAGGUGUUGCGCCCUACACCGAGAAUUGGCGUGAUGGAAAGCGUCAGCCAUCUGGAAAAGCGUACGGUUUGAAGGGGGUUGAUGUUGUCACUAACACCUUUGUUCGACGCAUAAUAUUGGAAGGAAAUGUGGCUGUGGGAGCAGAACUGAUUGAUGGUCGUGUCAUCAGAGCCAACAAGGAGGUUAUCCUCUCGUGUGGUUCCAUUCGCAGUCCGCAGCUGUUGCUGCUGUCCGGAAUCGGACCCAAGGAGGAGCUGGCCAAACAUGGUAUCGAACAAUUAGUUGAUUCACCUGAUGUUGGCGCAAAUUUCAACGACCACACGUGCCUAACUUUGUUCUACAAGGUGAAAGACCCUGAACUGUCGAGGGUUGCCGGUGCCGCAGGUUGGACCGAUCCCAGCUAUCUGCGUGGUAUACCAGCAGAUGUCGUGGUUACAGCGAAUGCAGACAAAGAAAAGCUCAAGGAGGCACUUAUCAAAGAUGGACACCCCAAUGUAGAUGAUUCGCACCCACACUUGGCGCCUACCCGUGGACAUAUCGAGAUUUUGCCCAUCUAUGCGCCAACCGAGGCACCACAUACAAAUCUGAACGUCCCGUUUGACGGCACUUGCAUGACGGUUGGCGUGCUCAAUUUGCUACCGACAUCUCGCGGUUCAGUGACUCUGGCUUCGACAGAUCCAACUGCCGAUCCGUUGAUUGAUCCAAACUACUAUGCCACCGAGACAGACCGGGUGAUUUCCCGGCAAGGCGUGCGGCUGGCUCUACAGGCGCUCGAGUCUUCGGCCGGACGGCAGAUUGUCGAUGAAGAGUUUCUGCCCCCUGGAACGGGCAAACAACUUACUCAACAGAGCACUGACGAGGAGAUUGACGACCGAAUGACACGCUUCGCGGCUACUUGGUUCCACCCCACUGGAAGUUGUUCCAUGGGUAAAGUGGUGGACACCAAUCUAAAGGUCAAGGGUAUAGAAAACCUGCGUGUUGUUGACGCGAGUGUCAUGCCCUGUCCUAUUGGCGCGCAUUACCAGGUUGCUACCUAUGCUAUUGCCGAGCAGGCUGCAGAUAUCAUUACCAAGGGUCAGUGA
Talaromyces rugulosus is the source of this 1626-nucleotide messenger RNA. RefSeq lists its product as uncharacterized. Gene Ontology annotation, molecular function: oxidoreductase activity, acting on CH-OH group of donors; flavin adenine dinucleotide binding. The transcript has 2 exons. The record is from RefSeq and is a predicted model, not a curated record. NCBI's taxonomy places the organism in Eukaryota, Fungi, Ascomycota, Eurotiomycetes, Eurotiales, Trichocomaceae. Bases 1 to 1626 code for a protein of 541 amino acids.